Molecule: messenger RNA, 5168 nt
Organism: Tigriopus californicus
Lineage: Eukaryota; Metazoa; Arthropoda; Copepoda; Harpacticoida; Harpacticidae
Product: MICAL-like protein 1
Exons: 1
Coding region: 1369-4686 (1105 amino acids)
Molecular function (GO): protein binding
Source: RefSeq, a predicted model, not a curated record
ACGAACUUUGGAGUGCUCUCGUGACUAUGCUUUAACAAGAAAAAAAAUAAGUCAAAGAGGUCCAUCCGCCAACAACUACCAAACCUUUUCUUCCUCAAGACGAGGAGGGACGAGGAGAGUACUACAGCAGUCGAGCCACGGCGUGGACUCACUCUUCACUCGGGCGAUCAAGAUGAUGGUGAUGAAGAUGAAGAGUAGUAGCCUAUCAAGCAAGCAGCCUCCGCCCUCCUCUCACUAGUGAUGGCCUACUCCUCAUUCUUUUCCGACUGUUCUGACUCACUUUGCCCAGAAAACGAGUCCCAACUUCCCGAACUCCCAAGUGUUCUUCUUGCCUUCGCCAGCCAGCUAUGACAAUCACCCAUGCAUAGGAAUAGAACGAGAACAGCUUGACUGCCACCAAUAAUUGCCACCGCAAUCCAACCCUAUACCUCAUCCCGGUGGAAUCUGUGGAUGUAGUCCCAUUAGCUCCCAUGUGUGCCUGACUCUGACUCUUGGCAUUGAUUGAGGCCCAUUGUACCGCUCCAUAGUUUCUGAUCCUCAUCGGUGGUGGUCAUGCAAGUAGGCCUAUGGUGGACCAUUUCUGACCUUGAGCACCACAGCCGCUAGGCCUCUUGUUCCCUGGAAAGGCCAUCUGGGACGCUUUCCAUUGCGAGGGGACCCCGGAUGAGUCAUCUGUGCCCAAGAGAACACCGUUGGACGGGGAAAGAGGACUCGCAAGAGAGCCUGGAGGGGCUGGAGCAACGCAUGGAGUACACAUGAAGAUUUGAACCAGGGAGAAAGUCCAACUCAGCUGAGUCUUGAAUGAGUGAGAGAGAGAGAGAAGCCUGGAUCCACGAGAGACGGAGACUCAGACGGAUGGAGGUCGACAUUUCUACAACAAUCCCGUCAUGAAAGAGCCACAGCCGACAACCUACGUUCUAAAGGCCAUUAGAAGACACCCCUGGAAGUGAUUGAUUGAUUCACGAGCACCUAUUAUUUCUCUUGCUUCCCAAAGGGCCGCUGUGCUCUCGCGUCGGAUUACAUCGCAACAAACUCAGUCGAGUGUUCUCCAAAAUGUGAGUGCAAAAGCAAGCAAGCAAGCAAGCAAGCAAGCAAGCAAGCAAGAGUGUGCAUGGCCUAUUUGUUCAUGUGGAAAUCAUAAGGCGCUCCCCCAUCCAUUUUUAUCUCACUUUUCCGCCACUCCCCCAGAAUCUCUCUUUGGAUGAUUGCUUUGGGCAGCGUUAUCACCAUUGGCGGAAAAUGUCGAGCUACAUCCCGUGAACUUAAAGAUAUCGGUCCAAAUAUGAAUCAGAAAAGUAUCGACCACUGUCUGACCCGGUUACUCGAACUCGUCUAACUUGUCCAACUUGUGUCAGAUCGGACGUGAUCAUGGCUUUCUUAGAAGGCACCAAGGCCUUGGAGAAGUGGUGCAAGGUGGUCACGGCCGACUAUGAGAGUGUGAACAUCGUGAACAUGUCCACCUCGUGGAGAAAUGGCUUGGGCUUUUGUGCCAUCAUCCACCAUUUUCGACCCGAGCUCAUUGACUUCGAGAGCUUGGACGAAGACGAUAUCCUGGGCAAUAACAUCCUGGCUUUCAGUGUCGGCGAGCAGCAUCUCAGCAUUCCCGCCUUAUUGGACCCGCAGGAUAUGGUGGAAUGUGAGCUUCUGGACCGAUUGUCCAUUCUCACCUAUCUGUCUCAGUUCUAUCAAGCAUUCCACGGUGCCACGGCUCCCAGCACGGGUAAAGCCAAACGAACGGGUUCGUCCAGGUCGUCAAGUGCCACAUCAUCUCCCGUCAAAAGUCUGGCGACCUCCAAGAUGCCCAUGAUUGGCCGCAGAAAUGAGCCAUGUAAAAUGUGUGGCAAGGUGGUCUUCAUCUUGGAAAGGCUGAACGUGACCGGGAAACUGCUUCAUAGGACAUGCUUCAAGUGUGCCCGCUGCGGCACUCAGCUGAAUAUUGUCAACUAUUAUGAGACCGAGAAGGGUGAUUAUUGUUGCGAUGUGUGUCCGGAUGAGGAAACCAAUCAGGAGAAAGUGGUGGAAGCCAACAAGAGGAUGGUGAGUGAGCAUCUGGAUUCGGGACUGGAAAAUUCCAGCUCGGAAAGUGAGGAUGAGGACAAUAAUAAUUCGAAUGGGUACGUUGAUUCAGGAGGUCAUUCGACUUGCCCAAAGACAGAGAGUGAUGGCUUGGACAAUCAUGUUGCUUCGAUCACGAAGAACCUAGACGAGAACCUAAAUGUUACGCCCAAACCUAAGGCGUCAUGUCUUCCAAAUGAAAAUGAAACCUGCCAAAAUGAGAGUUCCAAGCAACAAGAGGAAGGCAAGACUGAAGUUGUUUCAGAUCAGCAAGGUACGAACGAUAAUCAUACAGAAAAUGGUGGCCAAGCUGAUGGUGGAGAAGAAGAACAUGUUGCUCUUGACAUCAAAGAACCGUCAAAGGUUGAUGACGAAGAUGUUAUAUCGAACAUAGCUGUUCAAAGUAACGUGGAGGUAUUAAAUGCUGAACGAGAUCUAGCGGCGAAGGCACUUGAUAUCAACGAUGACUCUCGUCCUGAACCUGGCGACGCUAUCAGUGCUUCUAAUAAUGCAAAUGAAUCUGAAAAUGUGCCACUCCCCCUUCUCACCAGAGUGGAGGAUAACAUGCUCCCCGAUGCUGAUGAGACUACAAGUUCGAUAAGAAGUGAUGAAGCCAACAAGCCCCAAGAAGUGAAGGAAAACAUGCCGUGUAAGAUGGUCCCACCUGAGCCUUUUACCGAAUCUGUAACUGAGCAUGUAACAGAGCCUGAAACAGAGCCUGAAACAAAGGUUACAUCAGAGCCUGAAACCGAGCCUAUAACCGAACUGGUAACAGAGGUUGCAUCUGAACCUGUAACCGAGGCUGGAAUAGAGGAGGAUGAAACAGAAGUUGUAUCUGAGCCGGUAACCAAAACUGGAACAAAGGACGAAACAGAGGUUGUGUCUGAACCUGUAACCGAAGCUGGAACAGAGGAUGCAAUCGGGGAUGCAACCGACGUUGCCGACUAUCAUGCUCACAUUGUCUCAGUACCAACCGUUCUAAUCGAAAGGAAAGCUCCUGAGGUUAUUGUCGAAGACGUUACUUUAGAACAGUCCAAAUCGAAUUUAGGUCAAGACAAUGAGGAAACCCAGAAGGUAUAUCCCGGAGAAAUGAAUCCUUUUGGAGACGAAGAUGAGAAUGAGCAGCCAUCGACUCCACAAGAAAAACCAGACAAAGAGUCCAAACCCGAAGACACGUCAACGAACCCUUUUGGAAGUGAUUUUGAGGAUUCUGAUGACGAAAAGCCCAAUAAACUAGUAACUAAUGUGUCAAAACCCGAGAUAGUGACCACUCAAGGACCCCUUGCCAAUAAUGAACCACCUCCCAAGCCGCCGCGUAUAAAUGCCAGUCUCAAUCCAUUUGGCAGUGAUUUUGAGGAGGAAGACGAUGACGAAGACAGCCAAGUCACGUAUCGCUCCUCUCGGUCGGGUUCGCUGCGAUCCCCCUCGCCCACGCCCUCAAGUGCAUCAUCAAUGCGAUCAAGAAAGAAACGGAAGGCUCCCAAGCCUCCUGGAGCCUCCUCUACCCCAAUAGCUUCACCCAGGACAUCGGUGGUAAGAGCUGGUCCAGUCCCCAGUCCCCGGGGGCUCACUCCUCGAGCUGCCAGUCCCACGCUCUCAGUGGCUUCGACAGUGUCCUUUCACAAUAAAACCCGACCCGCCCCUCCGCCUCCUCGACCCCCUCCUCCGAAAGAUCUGCCCAAGCAGAGAAAAGAUCAAGACAAUCAGAAGCGCCGAUCUCAGAUGAUUGAAACGGGUUCGAUCAGUAGCGAAUGCUCGUCUGUAACUCAAACCUCUGGCGCUCCGAGCAUUAUUCUCACGCCCCUCUCCCCUGACAAGGCCAUUGAAGGCCAAUGGAAGAAGAAGAAAGGCCCAGCUCCGCCCAGACCCAUUCCCCAGAAGCGGCAAGUGAAAAAGAUCCCGAGGAAGGCCGUUAACACGGAAUUGCACGAUAUCGAGAUCAAACAGCAAGAGCUCGAGCGUCAAGGCGUCAAGUUGGAGAAGACCAUUCGGGAGCUCUGUGACCGCAACGAUCGAGAGCGAUGCGAACAAGGAUUGGAUAUCACCGACCGGGACAGCUUGGGACCGGAGGUGGAAGACCUGAUCAUCCAGCUCUUUGAUUUGGUCAACGAAAAGAACGAUCUGUUUCGGCGACAAACCGAACUCAUUUAUAUGAAGCGCGAUCAUCGGUUAGAAGAGGAGCACGCGGACAUCGAGCAUCAGAUCCGAUUGCUCAUGGUGGAAACCCAAAAGAGUGACGAGGACAAGGCUCGAGAAGACAAGCUCAUCACCCGGUUAAUGGAGAUUGUCAGUCAGAGAAAUGAGAUCGUGGAUUGCAUGGAAAUGGACCGACUCCGGGAAUUGGAAGAGGACGAAUCCAUCGAAAUCCACAUGGGCGAAUACGCCGCCGUCAAACCCACGGUGGAUGACAAUAUCAAGAAGAAAAUGAAGAAGAAGAAAGAGAAGAAGAGCAAAAAGAAAGACAAGAACUUUGAUGCGGACAAAGACGUGGACACGAAAGAGUUUCCCAAUCACCAAUCACCCAAGGCAUCGCCCAAAAAGAUGGGUCUGGAGAAGGACAAGGCGAAGCGGCUCAAGCGCAAGAUCCUGAACACACUCUCCGUAUCCACCACAUCCUUAAGAAAGAGCUAAGUAUCCCACGCGGGACCGAGGGUCUAGUCUGCUCGUUUAGCACGUUUAUAGUAGUAGUUCUAUUUUCUGAUUGCAUUUAUAGCAACCCAAACAUACCUACACAAGACCGACGAUGAGGUUUGAAGGCCAAAUGUUCCGAAACUCAACUCAGCCACAUUUACAUCACAAGAAAAACACGCUCUGACAAUAUCGAUUUCAAGGACCCCCAUAGUGCGAGUGAACAGAAAACUCUGUGAUACACUUUUGAACCAGAUCUUCAUUGGUAAUAAGAGUUCAUCAGUUCAUCACCCACGGAUGCAUAGCGACUUACAACAAUUUGCUCUUGACCCUUGUUGACCCUGUUCCACGUGAGCUCAAUGACAUGUCCCACGGAUCGGUUGGUUCCAUAUUAUACAUAUAUAUACACACACACAAACACGAUACAAAUGUUUAAGAGUUUAAUAGCCAAUAAUAUAUCUAAGAUAAUUGCUAUUUUCACCCGA